This is a messenger RNA of Nicotiana tabacum (common tobacco), 717 nucleotides long. RefSeq names its product large ribosomal subunit protein eL34-like. The record is from RefSeq and is a predicted model, not a curated record. Gene Ontology annotation, molecular function: structural constituent of ribosome. NCBI's taxonomy places the organism in Eukaryota, Viridiplantae, Streptophyta, Magnoliopsida, Solanales, Solanaceae. Gene Ontology annotation, biological process: translation. Gene Ontology annotation, cellular component: ribosome.
UACAUAUAUUUUCCUUUCGUUUAGCCCUUCUGCUUCACCCCCCAAAACAAAGAAAGAAGCUACAGAGAGAAUAGCAAAGCCGCCGUGAAAAAUGGUCCAACGACUAACUUACCGUAAACGGCACAGCUAUGCCACCAAAUCUAACCAACAUAGGGUUGUCAAAACCCCAGGUGGAAAGCUGAUUUAUCAGAGUACUAAGAAGAGGGCUAGUGGACCUAAGUGCCCUGUUACUGGAAAAAGAAUUCAAGGGAUUCCUCACUUGAGGCCUACUGAAUACAAGAGGUCAAGAUUGUCCAGAAACAGGAGGACUGUGAACCGUGCUUAUGGUGGCGUGUUGUCAGGCAGUGCCGUACGUGAAAGGAUCAUAAGAGCCUUUUUGGUGGAAGAACAAAAGAUUGUGAAGAAGGUUUUGAAGAUCCAGAAAGCCAAGGAAAAGCUAGCUGCUAAGAGCUAAGCUUUUUAUGCUUGGCGAAGUCACUAGAGGAAUUUUCUGAUACUUGCAGGCUACCAGGAAUCGUGAAAAUGUAUUUUGAAUUUUGGGCUUAAGAUUUGUAUGUUGCUGGUUUUUGUUAAAAUGCUAUAUUUAAUGUUUUUCUAAAGUUUGUCGAAAUAUCUGUUCUGCUAGGUCUCUACUUCUGCCUUACUCUGGGUAUUUGAACUUCCUAUGGAUAUUUGAUGGUAUUUCAAAUCAGUAUUAGUUCCAGUUUUGCAUCUCAA